Molecule: messenger RNA, 3503 nt
Organism: Spodoptera frugiperda (fall armyworm)
Lineage: Eukaryota; Metazoa; Arthropoda; Insecta; Lepidoptera; Noctuidae
Product: transmembrane protease serine 11A-like
Exons: 7
Coding region: 87-1802 (571 amino acids)
Biological process (GO): proteolysis
Molecular function (GO): serine-type endopeptidase activity
Source: RefSeq, a predicted model, not a curated record
AAAACGUUAUUUCGCAACACAAGUGAGAAGCAAUAAAAUCACCAAUAACUUCCAGUGAACUGUAUCGCGCCGCACAGGCCGACGUCAUGAAGGUACCGCUCAUCAUAUUCGCUUUAAUCAUAAGCUACGUUUUAGGAGACACCAUCAAAUUUGCGGAAAAGAGGUUCCCUAAGAAAGUUAAACCCUACGGUACCGGGAAGAUUCUGAUAAAUUCUAAAUAUGAAUUUAAAACCAAAGAUAAACCAAAAACUACCGCCACCCCUCCACCGGUGACGGCGAAACCGUAUACAGUAUUCCAACUUGUUUCUCAUGGCAUGUCCAAGAUGAUCGAGGGAGUUCCCGACAGCCCAUACUUCCCAAUCGAUCAAGGAUUUAAUCAUAAGUCCAGAGUGAAGAAAAUCUUACCCGAUUACUCUUGGUCAGCGGUAAGAGUUAAAAGAGGCGCAGCCAAUGAAGAAAUUAACGCAACGACGACGAAAGUAGAACAAAAAUCUACCCCUUCUCCAAAUACCAUCAAACCAGAUAAAGUAGAAGCUCCAUCGAUGAGAAGCGUACAAAAGGAAGCAGGCGACAAAGAAGAAACUACGGAAAAGAAAACAGAGAAAGCAACUAAAAAACCAGCCGCACAUGAAAAUGUUGCUAAAACAAGCAAAAACAACGAAUCCAAAGCCGCGGAUAAAUUAGACACUACAACCAAAAGUAAAGUAAAAUCCACAAACGACAAUCGGAAGAUAAAAGCAAAACCGAAAGGUGUCAGCGGGAACGCCACAGGUAAAUUGAAGUCAAAUAUUAAAGCAAAGCGUAAAGGGAAAAGCGUAAAACAUCCAGCUAAACCCAAAGCAAAAAAAUUGGCCAAUAAUAAUAUUAAGAGGAACGGUACGAUUGCAAGAGGAAACGGGUCUAAGACUAAGAAACGUAAGGGUGGGAAGAGUCCACAGAGAAGCAAGGGCAAAGGUAAACCUAAAGCUAAGAGAACCGUUAAAUCCAAAUCAGCGAACGCGACGCGCACUGCAGCGAAGAAACCAAAAGCUACGCGUCGGCUGAUCGCGGCGAGAGAGGCGCUGAUCGAAGACUAUCCCUAUGUGGUGUCCAUUCAGAAGGAUGAUCAGCAUUGGUGCUCCGGGGCACUGCUGAAUCCACGCCUAGUGAUAACCACGGCCAAUUGUCUUUGGAAAGCUAACCGCGUCUCUCGCAUGGAAGUGAGGGCUGGGUCCCGCUACGUCGACCGUGGUGGUCAGAUGGCAGCCAUUCAGGAGGUAAUGAAGCACCCCGGCUGGGGACUGCGGAAGAGCCCUGAUAAUGACGUCGCCCUUCUACUAUUGGAUAGAAAUAUUAAGUUUUCACAUUCAGUGCACGGCGUAGAUCUGCCGAACAGGGUGAUGUUACCACCUUUCGACGAUGCCUGGGUAGUCAGCUGGGGUGCUGAACGGCGCGACGGUAUCUACGACACCGAAUCCUCGACCCUGCAAGUGUUCCACACGAGGCUGAUGAACCAUGACAAGUGCAACAACGUCACCAUGAGGUUCAGCGUCAUCGUCUCCGAGAACUUCAUCUGUCUGGCACAGACUGGCCGGACAGGCCCUUGUACUAGAGAUACCGGGGCACCAGCAGUGAGUGAUGGUAUUCUGUGGGGCCUCGCAUCUUGGGGUAUUAGGAAACUGUGCGGAACAGAGCGGUUCCCAGCGAUGUUCUCAUACCUCGCAUCGCACUCGAACCUCGACUUCAUUGCAAACGCGACCAAAUCCCUGAUGGCGGACAAACGAUACUACCCAUUCGUCGACAGGUUCCCGAGUCUACACUAAAUACAUACUUGUAGUCGGCACAAUCUAAGAUGUCAACUCUGACGUUUGUCAACCAUAUAUAUUUUUUGGUUUAAUUUAAUAUACGAUCGAUGUUUGAUAUUGUACAUAAUGGUGUGGACAUUUAACCUCUUGCAUAUAAGACAACAAUAGAAAAUAAAUUGUGUCCUGCGUGGAUCUACGUUCCGGCACACGACGGGUUAAAAAACCUUUUGUCUUGAUUUCAUUGAUGAGUCAAUACUCUACGCAGUCACACAGUAUUUAGGAAGUUCUCGAGAUAUUAUUAUAUUUUCUAAUCCAGUGAAUGCAAACUCUAAUUAUUUUUCUCGAUAUAACUUAGGAAUCGGUUAUAAACAGCAACCAAUCUUAUUUACCUCUCACUACAUGGCAACUGUCAGAGUUGACUUCUUAGAUUGUGUGGACUAUAAUUACAAAAUACGAAUUUUAUUUUAACCUUUUGACCGCCAGAGCAUAAACGCUUCGCCGUGCCCUCCACGCCGAGACACAAAUUCAACGAAAUAACCUUGAAAAUAUUAGGGAUUCCAAAAUGUUAUCGAUAAACCAAAGUGAGUAAUAAUUUUCGUCUGAAUUUUUUUUUGAAUAAACUGCUUAUAACAUAAAAAGAAUAUUUAUUUAACCUAAUCUCCCACUGUAAUAAACUUAAGACCACAUUAAUAGCAACUAUCAAUGAAAUAUCAACCUUUUGAGACACAAAAAUACAUAUAAAAUUGCAGCAAAUUACAGCACUAUUAUCUAUCAGUUACGCGCCAUUGGCAUGUAUACAUGCCAAUGGCGCGGGCAACUAUCCAUUUUUUUAAUCUCUCGUUUAUGAUUAGGGAUGUAGUUAGCUGAAUAAUGUAACUUAUCGAGUUCAUUUAUGUAUUAGGUAAUCAAAUUUGAAAACUGCUAAAUAGGUAUCUAUAAUAUCUAUAUAGGUAUAUAAAAAAUCUGUAGAUUUUAGUGAUAUUAUUUAUACACUUUCAUAUUCUUAAAAUAGUUGCCUUGUAUUUGUAAAAUGUCACAUGAAACUUAAAAAUAUAAAAAAUCAACAAUCAUAUUUAUUUAUUAUGCUCAUUAACAGCCUUGUAAUUGAAAAAGGUUACGUGAAACUUAAAAAUAUAUAAAAAUCAACAAUUGUACCUAUAAAACAUUAUGCUCACUAACAGUCUUGGAAUUGUAAAAUUUAAAACUAAAUUGUAUAUUAUCUAUAAUUAUUAUCAAUAACAAAAAUUUUUGAUGUUGAUAGUAACCUACAAAAAUAUUUUAUAAUUAUCUAGAAUGCGCAAUAGUUCUUCUGUACUAUAAACCUCUUCACUCGCCAUUUUUGCAAUUAAAAUGUAGGUACUAGAUAAAAUAUUUUUUGCAACUUCCCCGCAUUUAAAAACACGGCACGCGCUUACGACGUCACGAGUUUACCUUUUUUCUCAGAGACUAAGUUUAUAUAUACUUUUUAAUAGUUAUUACAAAAAAUAAGCGAGUCAUUUAGCUCAAGUUUUAAUAUUACUUGAAUUACACUACAUCACUAGUAGGCAUGUAUACAUGCCAUUGGCGCGAGAGAACAUGCUUUUUUAGCCGAUAUUUAAGUUGUUUUUAUCAAUCAAAUAUUAGAAUAACUAUAUUGCAAUUUUGUUCACUGUGUACAAUUAUGUAAUAACUGGGUAUUCAGUUCUUAAGAUACAUCAAUAAAACACGUGAAAGUAAUGA